AUGGCCCUUCUGUCGCAGGACCCCCCUCUUCCAGACGCUGCAUCUGCGCUCCCAGAAACCGCUCUCGCGGAAUUGACACUGUUGCUUUUACGAUUGCAGAACAACCUUCUACAUCCAACUCCAUCCCGAGAGAGACGACUACGAACGAGCGAGUGCGAGAGGGCAAAAGCGGAGGCGAACCUCAACUAUGCACGGAAUGUCUUGACGAAGCUCGAGCAGGAUGCCCUCCGUCUAAAGGCCCCGGCGAGGAGGGCCGAGACGCAGAGUCUCUUGAAUGUGAACCGAGAUCGACUGGAGACGCUGCUUGACCGACUGGAAGACCUGCGACAUAUCGCGCGAGACGACGACGACGGCAGCUCAGACGAGGAGGAUCUCCUGGGCCAUGUUAUCUCCACGCCGGGCGAAAGCAUGGACUCAAGGUCCUCGGACACAAGAGACGAGCCCCAAUCUCUCGAGACGCCGCCCGAGCCUCCAACCCCGGAGCCUGAGCCUGUUGUUCCCCACGAGACGCCCCGGCGUGCACCGUCACCGUCGCCGUCACCGUCACCGUCACCGACCCCAGUCACCCCUUCACAAUCAACUACGCAAAUCACGCAGACUCUGCGGUCGCGCUCCUCUGCCCGGCCCACCCCGCCGUCGUAUACCACCGCCACAGCGGCCCUCUAUGCGAGUCGUCCCAAACCACCCGAACCGCAAACGACCACCGCCACCGCCAAGGCCAUUCUCGAUAACCAAAAGGCCGAGCAGGACGACCUAUCGCGUUCCAUUCUUCAGCUGGCAGGCGCCUUGAAAGAAAGCUCGAAGCGGUUCGCGAUAACCCUGGAGGCUGAUAAGGACGUGCUCGAGAAAACCGGCGAGGGCAUGACCAAGGCGGAGCAGGGCAUGCAGUUUGCCGCCGGGAGGAUGGGCAAGCUGCGGAAGAUGACGGAAGGCCAGGGCUGGUGGGGACGCAUGAUCUUGUAUGCGUGGGUUUACGGGCUGAUGUUGAGUCUGGUCUUGUUGGUGUUUCUGAUGCCCAAGUUGAGGUUUUGA
Molecule: messenger RNA, 1032 nt
Organism: Metarhizium album ARSEF 1941
Lineage: Eukaryota; Fungi; Ascomycota; Sordariomycetes; Hypocreales; Clavicipitaceae
Product: synaptobrevin
Exons: 3
Coding region: 1-1032 (343 amino acids)
Biological process (GO): retrograde vesicle-mediated transport, Golgi to endoplasmic reticulum
Cellular component (GO): endoplasmic reticulum; SNARE complex
Molecular function (GO): SNAP receptor activity
Source: RefSeq, a predicted model, not a curated record